AUGGCAACCCAUCCCGCCGUCGUCACAGUCGGGCCAGGCCUUCCCCUCGAGAUCCUCCAAGUCCCAACACCAACGCCGACAGGCAACGAGAUCCGCGUACGAGCACUCUGGACGGCAAGCACCCCCCUCGACCUCCACCAAGCAGAUGGCGGCCUCCUGGUCCAACAUCCCCAACUGCUAGGCGACAGCGUUGCGGGUCGAGUAGUCGAAGUGGGGCCUCACGCGACAAAGUACAAUCCAGGAGAUCUUGUAUUUGGCUUCACCUGGCGCAGUCAGCGCGAGAAAGCGCACCAAGAGUACGUCGUCGCCCCCGAAUUCUUAUUCGGCAAGCUGCCAAGCAAUGGAAUCACCAUGCAGCAAGCCGUGACGCUGCCCAACAACUUUGUCACAGUAUGGCAUACCUUAACCAAGGAGUUUGGGUUCGACCUCCCCUGGCCGAGACCUGAGGGAUACGUGCCCUUGGCCCAAGCACGCGACGCAGACGCAUGGAUCUUGAUCUGGGGCGGAAGUUCCAGCGUCGGACAGUUCGCGCUCCAAAUCCUCAAGUACUACGGGUAUACGCGCGUCAUCACCACUGCUAGCAAGGCGCACCAUGAGAAAUUACGGCGAUACGGCGCGGCAAAGUGUUUCGACUACCGAGACCCAAACGCCGAGGAGAACAUCAUCUCCUCUAUGGGGUCGGAGCCCACAACCGCAACUGAUGCCACCACCACAGACAAUAGCGAUGAUACCGCGAACAUAUACAUCCUCGACUGCAUCGGCAGCCUCGAAGGCAGUGUCCUCCCCAUUUCGCGGAUCGUGUCACGCAUCGUGAGGACGACCCCGCGGUGCGCCAGAGUCAAAGUCGCGAUCCUCCUCCCCAUCAUCGUCGUGGAACCCAGCCCCGGUGUUAGGCCGAUCUACGAGAUGGAUGUGCUCAACGUGGCCGACUGGCCUGUGGGCGUCGAGGCGACGGGGGUGAGGACGCAUUUCUACCUAGACAAUGCAUUUCUCAGGAACAAGCUGCAGAGCGAGAUCAUGCCGGCGGUGCUGGAAGGGGGCAUUGUAGAGCCGAAUGAGCAGGUGAUCGUCGAGGGUGCCACGAUGCUCGAGAGGGCGGAGAAGGCCUUGGGGAUGUUGAGAGAGAAAAAGGUCAGUGGGAAGAGAGUGGUGUGGAGGGUUGCGGACAGUGAUAGAGAUGAGGCGUGA
Messenger RNA from Cladophialophora yegresii CBS 114405, 1188 nucleotides. RefSeq lists its product as uncharacterized. The coding region runs from base 1 to 1188 and encodes 395 amino acids. Lineage: Eukaryota; Fungi; Ascomycota; Eurotiomycetes; Chaetothyriales; Herpotrichiellaceae. The transcript has a single exon. The record is from RefSeq and is a predicted model, not a curated record. Gene Ontology annotation, molecular function: oxidoreductase activity, acting on NAD(P)H.